UGAAGUUCUUGUUUGUCUAUUAAAAUAACCAUGUCUUCCUUGGCAACAGCAACAAUGGGGACUCUUCUGUGUAUUGUUUUACUGUUGUGUUCCACUGUUAUUGUCUAUGGGCAGCUUACCCCGUCAUUUUAUACGAGAUCAUGUGCCCAGGCAGUACCUAUAGUAAAAGAUGCAGUGAGGCAGGCAAUCGCAAGAGAGAAGCGCAUGGGUGGAUCGUUGGUCCGCCUUCACUUUCACGACUGUUUCGUUAACGGAUGUGAUGGGUCGAUCCUGUUAGAUGACAGCACAAAUAUCACUGGAGAGAAAAAAGCAAUUCCGAACGCCAAUUCAGCCAGAGGUUCCGAGGUCAUCGAUCAUAUAAAGAGCCAGUUAGAGAAAGUCUGCAGUGGAGUGGUUUCCUGUGCUGAUAUAUUGACAUUAGCUGCUCACGAAUCGGUUGUCCAGCUGGGAGGCCCAUCGUGGACUGUGAGCUUGGGUAGGAGAGACUCGCGGACUGCCGUUCAAAGAGAUGUAACUAAAAAUAUUCCAAGUCCAUUUUCAAGCCUUCCUGAUCUCAUCUCAUCAUUUCAAGCUAAAGGACUCUCUGCUCAGGACAUGAUUGCCCUUUCAGGCGCUCAUACAAUCGGUCAAGCGAAAUGCUCUCUUUUCCGAACUCGCAUCUACAAUGAAACCAAUAUCAAUGCCGCCUUCGCUACUUCUCGCAAGGCAAGCUGCCCGAGCAGCAGCGGCAGUGGUGAUAGCAAUCUUUCUCCUUUGGACGAGGACACACCUGAUUCCUUUGACAACAACUACUACAAAAUCCUCAGAACACAGAGAGGUCUUUUGCACUCUGAUCAAGUUCUGUUUAAUGGCGGCUCCGCAGAUGCUCUUGUUACUACCUACAGUGUUAAUCAGUCUGCCUUCUUUCAAGAUUUUGCAACGGCUAUGGUGAAUAUGGGAAACAUCAUGCCUCUUACUGGGACCAACGGAGAGAUUCGCAAAAAUUGUAGGGUCCCAAAUUAACUACAGCAACUUUUAUCUGUAAAUGUUGGACAACUUCGUAGAAUAAAUAGUCCAAUAGUGAAUUGGAGGGCCCUAGUCACAAAAAUAAGUAAUUUAUUGAAAUCAUGAAUUUCAUUUUGUUUUAUUACUUCUGAUGAUUGUUCGCGCCAAAUCGAAAUUAUAUAGUUUAGUUUUGU
Cryptomeria japonica (Japanese cedar) is the source of this 1178-nucleotide messenger RNA. Its product is annotated as peroxidase P7. Gene Ontology annotation, biological process: response to oxidative stress; hydrogen peroxide catabolic process. The transcript has 4 exons. The coding region runs from base 31 to 1002 and encodes 323 amino acids. The record is from RefSeq and is a predicted model, not a curated record. Gene Ontology annotation, molecular function: heme binding; peroxidase activity. Lineage: Eukaryota; Viridiplantae; Streptophyta; Pinopsida; Cupressales; Cupressaceae.